This is a messenger RNA of Moneuplotes crassus, 675 nucleotides long. The record is from the annotation of a GenBank genome assembly. Lineage: Eukaryota; Ciliophora; Spirotrichea; Euplotida; Euplotidae.
UUUAAAUGUGCUUCUGAUGCUGAAAGAAGAAUCGUAAAUGCAGACUUUUGCCUUGCAAAAGAUUUUGCUGAUGAUGAAAUCUCAGUAAAGGGGUUAAAUGAGUAAUUAUUUUAUACAAUUUUGUUUUCCUAGUGUUCUUGUCAUCUUUCAUCAUCCAGAUAUUACUAUUCAAUCGAGACCAAAUCGAUUGAGGAACUCUACUAGGCCAUGUGCAGUCAGCAAUGUGAGGGAUAUUUGGGAAGCAACAUUUCAUGGUUGUCUUAUACCCGAUGUUCAUAACAUUGCUUUACUGUAUCAUUGCUGGAUUUGGGAUAUAUGUUUGGCACAAGAAGUUUCAGAUAUUCCUAAUCGAGGAGUACUUCUACAUGGUGUUCAUAUUCGUAGGUUUCGAAAACAUAAACAACGCCAUUGCAAUAAUAGCAAUAAACAAUAAUAACUUUGCGGUCUUGACGCUAAUAAUUUUGGUAGAAUUGGCCUUCCACUCUUAUCUUGCUGGGAUUGUGUAUUCUUUCCUCCUUGAAAAAGAUACAGAAUACAGAGUGAAACGAAGAGAAGAAGGAGAAAGCUUAAGGAAGACAACUGAAAUCAAGAAGGUUGAUCUUAAUGGAAGCUCAUAGUUGGAGGAGAAAUUGGAAUGAGGUCCAAGAAGUUUAAACCUAAUGAUUUCUAUUUUUA